CCCUUCAUCCAGUGGGACGCCCUGCCUCCGCAGGACACCUCCGCGGGCGGCGCGGGGGCAGGCGGAAGGGAGGAGGGCCCCGCGCUGGUGGUGCUGCUGGGCUGGCUCGGCGCGCGGCAGAAGCACCUGCGGAGGUACGCGGACCUGUACCGCGACCGCGGGGUCGGGUCCGUGCGGUUCGUGGUGCCCGUCCGCGAGCUCCUGGGGCUCGACCUCGGCCGCCGCGUCGAGCGCAGGGUCGCCGACCUCUCGGCCGAGAUCGCCGCCUGGUGCGACGCCGACCGCAGCCGCACGCUCCUCUUCCACACCUUCAGCAACACCGGCUGGCUCGCGUAUGGUGCGGUACUUGAGAAUCUACAAUCAAGAGCUGAUAUAAUUGAGAGGAUAAAGGGAUGUAUUGUAGACUCGGCGCCAGUUCUAGAGAUUAGACCAGAGGUCUGGGCUGCUGGUUUCUCUGCUGCCAUGCUGAAGAAAAGUAGUUCUUUAACAGGACCUUCAGCUGACUCCCCUGAUGGAUCUACAUUGAAUGGUGCCUUGAACAAAGUUACUUCUGUCUCAGAGUUAACGAAACCAUCAUGGGGUGAAACUUUUCUUCUUUCAACCCUUCAAAAGUUCUUUGAGAUUGUCCUUCACCUACCUGAUGUAAACCGGAGAAUGCACAAGGUCCUCUCAGUUCUUUCAGAUAAGCAGCCGCCCUGCCCCCAGUUCUACCUGUACAGCUCCGCCGACAGAGUGAUCCCUGCCGAAUGCGUAGAGAGCUUUAUCAACAUGCAGAGAUCACUCGGGGUGAGCGUCUCAGCACACAAUUUUGUCUCGUCGCCACAUGUGGACCACUACAGGAGCUUCCCUCACCUGUACUCUGCCAAGAUUGACGAGUUCCUGAAGGUCUGUUCCCCAGUUAGUGUAUGAUGAUGAAUCGACGAUUAAUCUUGCUGAAGAUCUAUUCCCCACUUAGAGAUGAGUUGAUGGUUAGUCUUUGGACCAACACGGUGGUUGAAGAUUCUAGUGAAAAUUUGAUCGGUUUUGUAUUUUUUAGCGUACGUAGCGCGCGUACGGUGUAGGAUGCUUCUACAUGGGUGUUUGAAGAGGGGUCAUAUCGCCGCAUCCAUGUGAGCUCCAUAUACUCAAACUCAAGCAACUCUUUGUAGGUACGUGAUGAUCGAACUGUCUAUUCCUUUUGGGGGAAUUGUAUUGUCCAUUCUUGGGAUAAUCUUAGUAUAUGUUAAGCACAGGUGCCUAGUUAAGCAUCUUAUCUACUCUGCGAGGCAAGAAAAAGCUGUUUUCUUUUGCCAAUGAUUAUGUAAUAACGAGAUCAUGCUAGUCUUUUCUUGAUGAAAUCGCAUAUAAUUUUUGCUGAGUUGAAAGACA
Molecule: messenger RNA, 1368 nt
Organism: Triticum urartu
Lineage: Eukaryota; Viridiplantae; Streptophyta; Magnoliopsida; Poales; Poaceae
Source: RefSeq, a predicted model, not a curated record